AUGCCGUGCAUGCGGCAACAAGAAAGGGGAGGAAAGCGAGGGGAUAGGACGGCGGACGUGGGUUUCUACCGGCACAUUUCCUUUUCUUUGGAAAGAAGAACGAAAUGGAAGGGAGAUCUUUGUUUUUAGCACUAUGCUGAGAUCCCGGGCAGCCUUACCACCAUGCUGGAACUGGGCUCAUGUUCGGUCAGCUCUCAGUCCCUGACAGAUGACCACAAUGCUUUGGGGCUACCUGGAACUCAAGGAGGGCUUCGGUGUCAAGGAACCGGUUUGGGUUCGAGCACAGGCACGAUGUGUGGCAGCAGCACCCCCAGGCAUCACAUUGUGCACCCGUCUCCUACAGACUGUGAGAGCUGGCAGAAGCACCAGACAGGUCUGGCUGGGGGAUCCAAGCUAUACUCUGAGGCUCACUCCCUACUGGAUCCUCAGAGUUUGUCCACCAGCUUUGACAUUUUCUACCCCUCCCAAAUGACACCUGGGCAGGUUCCGCCCCUGCACCCUAAUCGUCUCGGCCUCUCUCUCGACGUGGCUUCGACUUUUGAUGCUGGGAUGCUGGGGGUGGAUGGAGAUUUGGCAGUCAGCCCUAAUGUAAUCAAGAGACGACGAGGUGGCUUGAUUGAGCAGAGAGACAUUAUCAAAGCACACCAGGCUCAUAAGAUACACAGCACACCGCAGGCGCGACGCAAAGAGUGGGAAAUGGCCCGGUUCGGAGACGAGGUUCCGGGUUUGUUAAGUUCAGGGGAUGGAGGGUCGGAGCGCAACCGGAACCGCGAUGGGACCGCCGUGUCCACAGGUGGGAUCUCCCCUGCCUUCAAGCAGACCAAAGCGCAGCGCGCGCGCACCAUGGCCCUGUACAACCCGAUUCCAGUCCGGGAGAACUGCUUCACCGUCAACAGGUCACUCUUCAUCUUCGGAGAGGACAACGUGGUCAGAAAGUAUGCCAAGAAAAUCACUGAGUGGCCUCCAUUUGAGUACAUGAUCCUUGCAACCAUCAUUGCCAACUGUAUCGUCUUGGCCCUGGAGCAGCACCUUCCCUCUGAGGACAAAACACCCAUGUCCAAGAAGCUGGAGAAGACAGAGCCCUACUUCAUUGGGAUGUUCUGUUUCGAGGCAGGGAUAAAGAUCAUCGCUCUGGGUUUCGUGUUUCAUAAAGGCUCCUACCUCAGAAACGGCUGGAACGUCAUGGACUUCAUUGUGGUCCUCAGUGGGAUCCUGGCUGCAGCAGGGGCUCAUAUGAACAUCUCAGUGGAUUUGAGGACUCUGAGGGCUGUGAGAGUACUACGACCCCUCAAACUGGUCUCAGGAAUUCCCAGUCUGCAGAUUGUCCUGAAGUCUAUAAUGAAGGCCAUGGUGCCUUUGCUGCAGAUUGGUCUGCUCCUGUUCUUUGCCAUCCUCAUGUUCGCCAUCAUCGGCCUGGAGUUUUACAGUGGAAAGCUGCACAAGACCUGCACACCGCAGCCCGGAAUCCUGGAAAACGAGACAGCGGACUCGAUUGAGUACGAGUUCCCGUGUGGCGUGCGUCAGUGUCCAGCAAAAUAUGACUGCAGCGAAAACUGGAUCGGACCAAAUGACGGCAUCACCCAGUUUGACAACAUCCUGUUUGCUGUGCUCACCGUGUUCCAGUGCAUCACCAUGGAGGGGUGGACCACUGUUCUCUACAAUACCAACGACGCUUUGGGCCCUACCUGGAACUGGCUCUACUUCAUUCCUCUGAUCAUCAUCGGCUCCUUCUUCGUCCUGAACCUGGUGCUGGGAGUCCUGUCUGGAGAGUUUGCCAAAGAAAGAGAGAGGGUUGAAAACCGCAGGGCCUUCAUGAAACUGAGACGCCAGCAGCAGAUUGAAAGAGAGCUCAACGGCUAUCGCGCCUGGAUCGACAGAGCAGAGGAAGUCAUGCUUGCAGAAGAGAAUAAGAAUCCGGGCCCUUCCGCCCUUGAUGUGUUGAAGAGAGCCACCACCAUCAAGAGGAGAGGCAUGGGUGUGCAUCAGGGGCAACCGGGGGAGGAACAAUAUGGUGACAUCUCCUCUCUGGGCAUGCCCAUGGCCAGAGGAAGCAUCAAGAGUGCAAAGCGGGGUCCGACAGCUUAUUUUCGCCGCAAGGAACGCCUCCUUCGCAUUUCCAUUCGCCGCGUGGUAAAGACGCACACCUUUUACUGGACAGUGCUUGGCCUGGUGGCUCUCAACACUCUGUGCGUUGCCAUUGUUCACCACAAUCAGCCUCUCUGGCUGUCCAACUUCCUCUAUUAUGCAGAGUUUCUGUUCCUGGCUCUGUUCCUGACUGAGAUGUUUCUGAAGAUGUACAGUCUGGGGCCACGUCUCUACUUUCAUUCCUCCUUUAACUGCUUUGACUGUAGUGUGAUCAUUGGCAGCAUCUUUGAAGUGCUUUGGGGCUGCUUCAGGCCUGGAACUUCUUUUGGAAUCAGUGUCCUGCGUGCUCUUCGUCUGCUGAGGAUCUUCAAAAUCACCAAGUACUGGGCAUCUCUGAGAAACCUGGUCGUUUCUCUGAUGAACUCCAUGAAGUCCAUCAUCUCCCUGAUCUUCCUUCUGUUUCUCUUCAUUGUCGUCUUCGCUCUCCUUGGCAUGCAGCUUUUUGGUGGAAGGUUCAUCUUUGAAGACUACACACCAACAAACUUUGAUACCUUUCCUGCUGCUAUCAUGACCGUUUUUCAGAUCCUGACCGGAGAGGACUGGAAUGAGGUCAUGUAUAACGGUAUUCGCUCGCAAGGAGGAGUGAGAUCUGGCAUGUGGUCCUCCAUCUACUUUAUAGUUCUCACUCUUUUUGGAAACUACACGCUGCUGAAUGUCUUCUUGGCCAUUGCUGUGGACAACCUGGCUAAUGCUCAAGAACUUACCAAGGAUGAAGAGGAAGCAGAGGCAGCGUUUAACCAGAAGCACGCCCUGCAGAAGGCACAUGAGGUCGGACCGUUGUCCUCCUUCAUGUCUUCAGAGGGAAGCCGGAGGAGGCGGCCCUACCUGUACAGGAAAAGAGCCAUCCACCGCAGCCGUCCGACUUACUCCUACUCCCUGGAGGAGGCCCAGGGCAGUAUGAGGGAAGGCCGCCCUCCCCCACCACUCAAACCCUCUAACUCUUUCAUGUCCAGGAGAGAGAGGAGGAAGAGGAUGACCAUGUCAGUGUGGGAACAGAGGACCAGCCAGCUGCGGCGACACCGGCAGAUGUCCAGCCGAGAGGUCCUAUACAACAGCCAGAAUGAGGAGAAGGAUGCCCAAGGUCGACCCCUGUCUCUGCACCGUAAGACCGUGCAACACACACUAUCAGGGAACAUGAAGCAACUGACUGACCCUCUGGCCCCCACAGGAAAGAACCAGUCCGCUGUGGACACUCCUCUAGAUGCAACGCUCCCUGAUGACAUACCUGAACGACCAAUGUCAGCGCUGGUACCAGAGCCCAAGGACCCUACAAACACAGCCCUCACUGAUCCUGUGUCUUUGACCAUACCAGAACCUCCUGAAUCAGAACACGUCACAGAGGGCAAAAAACUGGGCCUCAGUCACAAACCUGAACGUCGAAGCCCGAGACUCAACGGGGAACGUCAGCACCGGCAUGUGAAGAAGUUCAGGCCUCCGGACGCACAAACCUCUGAGAAAGGAGGUCCCACUGAGAUCAAAGCUCAGAGGGUGCUGCAUCAGUGUGACCAUCACAACAGGACUGGAAAUCAGGGAUCUUCUCCUAUGAGCGAGGAAAAAAUGGACGGUUGCUCCAUGGUGGGAGACGAGAGGAAAGGUCCUGGCAGGAAGGAAGAAAACAAAGAGGGAGAGUUGUCCAAUCAGGGGGAGGGCAGACAUGGGGAUCAAAAUGAGGGAAGGAACAGUAACUCAAAGGACAUCCCUCCCGGUGAUCCUCAGAACCGUGAAGAGUCUUCACAACAGACAGAAACUUCUGCACCUGCCAAUCCAGACAAUAACAAAGACACUGAGACAGAUGGCGAUCUGGACAAGUCCCAGCUCAGCUCUAGUGUGAUGAUUGAGGUCCCCAGUGUUCAGCCGUCCCUGGAGCUUUCUACAAUCACAGUCAAAAGCAAGGACCCUGAAAGCUGUAAGUCGGAGGAGGAAUUUGAAGAAACAAAGCCUGUUAACACUGUAACUCCAGACAGCAUGUUCGUCUUCAAACCUGACAACCCGGUGCGUCGAGCAUGUCAUUAUGUGGUGAACCUCAGGUACUUUGAAAUGUCCAUCCUGUUGGUCAUAGCUGCCAGCAGCAUCGCCCUGGCUGCAGAAGACCCCGUAGCCACAACGUCUGACUGGAAUAAGGUUCUACGAUAUUUUGAUUAUGUGUUCACUGGAGUCUUCACGUUUGAAAUGAUCAUCAAGAUGAUUGACCAGGGCCUGCUCCUUCACGAUGGCUCCUAUUUCAGAGAUCUGUGGAACAUUCUGGAUUUCAUCGUUGUGGUGGGAGCUCUGGUGGCCUUUGCCCUCACAAACGUGAUGGGAAACAACAAAGGACGAGACAUCAAGACCAUUAAAUCCCUUCGAGUCCUGCGUGUCCUCAGACCUCUGAAGACCAUCAAGAGACUUCCCAAACUCAAGGCCGUGUUUGACUGCGUUGUGACAUCCCUGAAGAAUGUCUUCAACAUUUUAAUUGUCUACAAGCUUUUCAUGUUCAUCUUUGCCGUCAUCGCUGUGCAGCUCUUUAAGGGGAAGUUCUUCUACUGCACCGACAGUUCAAAGGACACACAGAAAGACUGCCAAGGUUAUUACAUCGACUACGGGAAGGAUAAGAAGGAGGUGAAGAAAAGAGACUGGAGAAGACACGAGUUUCAUUACGACAACGUGAUCUGGGCUCUGCUCACGCUCUUUACGGUUUCCACUGGAGAGGGAUGGCCUCAGGUCCUGCAGCACUCUGUAGACGUGACAGAGGAGGAUAGAGGUCCAAGCCACGGGAACAGGAUGGAGAUGUCCAUCUUCUACGUCAUCUACUUUGUUGUGUUUCCUUUCUUCUUUGUCAACAUCUUUGUGGCUCUCAUCAUCAUCACGUUUCAGGAGCAGGGUGAUAAAAUGAUGGAGGAGUGCAGCUUGGAGAAGAACGAGAGAGCAUGCAUAGACUUUGCCAUCAGUGCGAAGCCCCUGACCCGAUACAUGCCGCAGAACCGACACACGUUCCAGUACCGCUUGUGGCAUUUUGUGGUGUCGCCCUCGUUUGAGUACACUGUCCUCACCAUGAUUGCUCUCAACACUAUUGUACUGAUGAUGAAGUACCAUUCUGCUCCUCCAGCAUACGACGCGGUUCUGAAACACCUGAACACAGCGUUCACUGUUCUCUUCUCUAUCGAGUGUGUCCUGAAGAUCAUGGCUUUUGGCUUUUUGAACUACUUUCGGGACACUUGGAACAUUUUUGACUUCAUCACCGUCUUGGGCAGCAUCACUGAGAUCGUGGUAGACUUACAGCGCAUUGACACGUUCAACAUGAGUUUCCUGAAGCUGUUUCGAGCGGCCCGCCUGAUCAAGCUGCUAAGGCAGGGUUACACCAUCCGGAUCCUCCUGUGGACCUUUGUCCAAUCCUUCAAGGCUUUGCCCUACGUCUGUCUGCUCAUUGCAAUGCUCUUCUUCAUCUACGCCAUCAUUGGCAUGCAGGUUUUUGGGAACAUUAAACUGAAUGAAGAGACUCACAUCAACCAGCACAACAACUUCAAAACCUUCUCAGGUGCUUUGAUGCUGCUGUUCAGGAGUGCUACUGGGGAAUCGUGGCAGGAGAUCAUGUUGUCGUGUUUGGGGGGACAGAGAUGUGAGACGGACCCCUCUCUUCCCCCAGCAGCGCUGACAAAAGACCAGAGGGAGGGCUGUGGCUCGGACUUUGCCUAUUUCUACUUCGUCUCCUUCAUCUUUUUCAGCUCUUUCCUUAUGCUGAAUCUGUUUGUGGCUGUGAUCAUGGAUAAUUUUGAGUAUCUUACGAGAGACUCAUCCAUCCUCGGCCCUCACCACUUGGACGAGUUUGUGAGAAUCUGGGGGGAGUAUGAUCGUGCUGCCAGUGGUCGUAUCCAUUACACUGACAUGUAUGAGAUGUUGACCAACAUGUCGCCACCUCUAGGCCUGGGCAAGAAAUGCCCCUCCAAGGUGGCAUAUAAGAGACUUGUCCUGAUGAACAUGCCUGUGGACGACCACAUGACCGUCCACUUCACGUCCACCCUUAUGGCCCUGAUCCGCACCGCCCUCGAGGUCAAGAUAGCGAGAGGAGGAGAAGAUCGAAAUCAAAUGGAUUUGGAUCUGCAGAAGGAGAUUGGUGUGAUCUGGCCUCACCUCUCACAGAAGAACCUGGACCUGCUGGUUCCAAUCCACAAAGCCAGUGACAUGACCAUUGGGAAGAUUUAUGCAGCCAUGAUGAUCAUGGAUUACUACAAGCAGAGCAAAGCCAAGAAGCUGCGCCAGCAACUAGAAGAACAGAAACAUGCUCCUAUGUUCCAGCGUAUGGAUGCUUCCUCCCUUCCUCAAGAAAUACUAUGCAAUGCCAAAUCCCUGUCGUUCUUCAGACACAGUGCAGGAUCUGCUCUCACCAGAGGAGGUUUUGUGGCACUUAGCCCCAUUUCUCCCCAGGAGAUGUUCCUGCAGCCACCGUCUCGCUCCAGAGAGGAGAGGGGGGAGGUAGAGGAGAAUUAUCACUCACCAUACCUCCCCUACCAUCACCACCACCACCAUCGUCAUUUACACACACUGGUGCCCGAGGUCAUCGAGUACAACCAGCUGAUGCAACAAGCCAGCCAGGACCCAACUAUCAAUAAGUCGCCUCAGCACACUUCAUCUAUCAGAGCAUCCUCCAUGCCCAGACUGGCUGUUGAUCCACAGCCUGGGGUGUCAGCAGACGAUAAGCUGAUGAAACGUUCCUUCUCCACCAUUGGGGAUCAGUGUGUGAACGACCUCUGGCAGGAGCAGCACUCUCUGGAGAGAAUCAGUCCUGACGGCACGUUCAGAACCAGGCAAAGGAGCUACAGAGGCCCUCGCAUCAGCCCCAGAGAAACAUGCAGCCAUGAAAGAGGGAGGUCAAAAGAGCGACGCCAUCUUCUGUCUCCUGAUGUGUCACGCUGUAACUCUGAGGAGCGAAGCCGGGAGCCUUCAUAUGAGAGAGGACGAUCCCACUCACCGGGUGAAGGACGUGCCCAUGGCUUACACAAACAGGUGAACGCGUCGAGCAGCCCGGCCAACUCCGCCUCUGAAUCUGGUACACCUCGUAAUCGGCGCCAGCUACCCCAGACCCCAUCACGCCCGCGGCCUUACAUCUCCUACUCUCCUCUUGUCUGCCAAGCCCCCACUUCUCCCACGGCUGCCCCUUCCAAUGAGGAACAGUCUCAUCCCCAGGAUGUCUCGACAGGUGUUCCCACAGAGACCACACGGAGACCUGACAAGGUGAGCAGGCCCCUGUCUGCAGGCCAGUUCUCACCUGGAGAUCAGAUUUCAGGUCCGAGCCAUCAAUCUCCUCACCGCUACAUAUCGGAGCCCUAUCUCCCAUUUCAUGAAGAUUUCUGUGGGGACAAUACAGGAGAGAGGCAGGAGACACUUACGUUUGAGACUGCCGUGGCCACCAGUCUGGGACGUGCCAACGCCAUAAGCUCCGCCCCUCAGCUCAGACACUCCUGGCAGGUUCCUAAUGGGCAUUUUCGGAAGCACUUGGUCCAGGCGAGCCCGACUGAUGCCAGUGAGCUGCUUAGUGACACAGAUGAGGAUGACCGCUGCUAAAACCCAGAGACGUAGAUAAGAGGGAUGCACUGAGCUUUCAGGGCCUGAGAUCCGCUUUCAUGAAACCAAGAGGAAACGCUGUAGCUCCUCCAGGGCUCAGAGAGCCUCAUGUUCUCAGCACCAGUAGCAUUACAGCCAGGACCGCUGUUCACACCUGUUUCUGUCUACAUAUGCGUGUUUGUAGUAGCCGAAAGGAGACUAAAAUUCAGACAUGAAUGUGUUUUUACGCGUGUCUGGUCCCAAUGAAGAAUUUGCCAAAUAAAAGGAAAAACUGAGGAUAAAAGCAGGCAAGCCCAUCUGUCGCAACGCCUUCCCGCAUAAGUUAAGUGUUUUGAUUGUUAUUAAACAAAAAUAGUAAGACAUGAAUCCAAGGAGUCAAAAUCUCCUGCAGUAAAUCCAGAAGUCAGUUUAGGUGUGAUCUGUGUAUGUGAAUCUAAAGGUAGCUUGUACAGAUGAAUGUAUUUGAGUUUCACCUUCUGGUUUUGGGAGGAAGUUGAUGUCGUGCCAAGUUGUGAGAGUAGAGGUGACUGAGUCAGCCAUCCCAAACACUUCCUGUUUACAGCAAGGGUUUAAACGAUAUUCACGGGCAUUGAACAGUCAAGGAGAGGUUUUGUGAAACCGUCACCUGGGGCAGUGAGAUCUGGGACCAUUUUUAUUAUUAUAGUUUUUUGAAUCUUUUAAUCUGGGAAACGUAUCCUAAUCCUGCUGGUCAGAGUGUACAAAAAUAUGACCUUCUUGAGGACUUGUGGUCUUCUCACCUUCUACUAUCUGUAGAAACAACAACCCUGAUGACGUUGAAGCCAAACAGAUGUCAUCUCUCUGCUUUACAAGCACCCUCGGUGUUUGUUUGAGAAGCAGACUGAAGCCAUGUUUUGUCUGAAAUACUUUUCUCUUCUGGACGUGUUGCUGUUUUUUGUAUGUUGAUGAAAGUAAUGUCCUUUAUACAACAAGGAUGCUUUAAUUAAAUCAGCCAUGCUCUUUUUAUUUGUUGCAUCUGAACACACAUUAGGAACACUUAUUGCUGUUUUCUGUGUUUGAAGGUUAUAGUAAUUUUCCACGUGCAUGACUACGUCUCAAUGCUGCCUGGUUACUUUGAUUGUUUAACUACAGGUGGUUUUGAUUUUUUUCCCAUCUCCAGAAUUCACUCCCCUCAUUUUUAAACAUUCCAAAACUUUAGACGAUUUUCCUCCGAGUGAGACGUGUAUUUAUAUCAUGUGCUGUUGUGCUGUUAUAAGAUGUUUGAAAUGUGAACACGGGACAUUUUUGGAUGGACGGAAAAGUGAAGAAGAGUAGGGCUUCAUCCUCUUGUUUAUCUACAUGAUAAAAAAGCGUCCUUUACAUGUGAAGUGCAGCCUAAGGCUUAAGGCUGAUGUCCGUCAGUACAGAGCAGCCUAAUCUGUGCCUGGGGAGAGUUCCCUUACCAAACCUGGAUUUAUUAGAUAAAGAAGCUUUCUGGUAAAUAUGUAAAAA
Molecule: messenger RNA, 9150 nt
Organism: Nothobranchius furzeri (turquoise killifish)
Lineage: Eukaryota; Metazoa; Chordata; Actinopteri; Cyprinodontiformes; Nothobranchiidae
Source: RefSeq, a predicted model, not a curated record